Molecule: messenger RNA, 2144 nt
Organism: Purpureocillium takamizusanense
Lineage: Eukaryota; Fungi; Ascomycota; Sordariomycetes; Hypocreales; Ophiocordycipitaceae
Gene: ENV7
Product: Non-specific serine/threonine protein kinase
Exons: 2
Coding region: 397-1719 (440 amino acids)
Biological process (GO): vacuolar protein processing; protein phosphorylation; regulation of vacuole fusion, non-autophagic
Cellular component (GO): cytoplasm; Golgi apparatus
Molecular function (GO): ATP binding; protein serine/threonine kinase activity
Source: RefSeq, a predicted model, not a curated record
GCCGUAUUAGCUCAGCAGUCUAACUAACGGACGCAUCCCAUCCCAUCUCCAGUUACCCAGAGUCGGGUAACUGCGACCUGGUCCUUCGCGCACGUCUGACGAAUAAUCAGCCACGACAUACCACCAAUCGCGCCGGCACCGUGUGCCCCUGCGACGGACUUCGGGUCGACAACGCUGUUCAUUGCUGCGUCGUAUUGUACAUCUGCCCUCGGCGGCUUUGUGUGCUUGCGACGAGGGCGACACGACCGGUUGUCAGCCGACCAUUCGAGGAGCUUGUCCAGAAGCUCCAUACACGACGCCACGUCGCUUGACCCAUCGCUCUACCAGGCCCUUGAUGCAUUUCCAGCUCGCGAGCGGCAGAAACUGAACCAGAUUUGCACUCUUUCCCGAGCGAAAAUGGCACAGAUAUUCCUUGACCUCUUCUACUCCUUUGGGAACUGCCUCAAUUGCUUCCCUGGGUCCCCGACCCUCAAGAUCAACAGCCGCAGCUUCAAGAUCCUGCGUCUGCUCGGCGAAGGCGGCUUCUCAUACGUCUAUCUCGUCGAAGACACCUCGACCCAUGAGCUUUUUGCGCUCAAGAAGAUUCGAUGUCCCUUUGGCGCAGAGUCAGUGCAGCAGGCCAUGCGCGAGGUGGAAGCCUACCGCCUAUUCGAUCACAUACCAACUAUAAUAUCAGCAGUCGACCAUGCCGUCGCCACUGAGCGCGGCGCAGACGAAGCCACCAAGACCGUCUACGUCCUGCUGCCGUACUACCGCCGGGGCAACCUGCAGGAUAUGAUCAACGCCAACAUGGUCAACCGAACCGCCUUCCCGGAGCGCCAUCUCAUGAUGCUAUUCCUCGGCGUCUGUAAAGCGCUGCGGGCCAUGCACGAGUAUCGGCCAGGGCCCGUUGAGAGGAUGGAGAUGGGCAACGAGGAGGACCAUCCCGCCGACGGACCCAGCGGCGGCGACCGGAGGGGCGGCGGCGGGGCUGGUGGCAGCAAGAUGGGCACGCGCGGAAAACGCACAGAAGAGGAGGAAGAGACAGAGCAGGAGCGCCCUCUGAUGGAAAAUGAGAACCAGAUCAGCUCAUCGGGUCCCGGCGGCAAGGUCCUGUCCUACGCGCAUCGGGACAUCAAGCCCGGCAACAUCAUGAUUGACGACUCUGGAUCCACACCCAUCCUGAUGGACCUCGGAUCCGUCGCCCCGUCACCCGUCCCGGUGACGUCGCAGUCCCUGGCCCUGCAAAUCCAGGACACGGCCGCCGAACACUCCACCAUGCCGUAUCGCGCACCAGAGCUCUUCGACGUGCGAACUGGAACCGUCAUUGACACCAAGACGGACAUAUGGUCCCUCGGAUGCACCCUCUACGCCUGUCUGGUCGGCAAGUCUCCCUUCGAAAUGCGCUCUGACGAGACGGGGGGCACCCUCAGCCUCUGCGUCCUCGGCGGUGAUUGGCGCUUUCCAGACGAGUCGCCCGGCGGCGCCAAACGUGUCAACAGUAUCAGUCAGGCCAAAGCGAGGGCGGCCGUUGCAGCUGCAGCAUCAGACGGUCCCCCAGACGGCCCCUCGGGAGGCGGUGGGAGCGGCAGCGUGUCCAUCAGCGAACCGAUUCGCGAAAUUGUGCGGCGCUGCCUCAAGGUCGAGCCUGCGGAACGCCCCGAUAUCAACGAGCUCAUCACCAUGGUCGAACAUGCCAUUGACGAGCUACCUGAUGGUGGUAGUUACGGGUCACCAUAAGUGACGAGCGACUGUUGGGUCUUCCCUACUGUGCCGCGGAUCCGUCCUGUGUAUAGGCGCGAAUCUUUCAUGUUGUAACCUAUUUCCUAUUUCUAGCCGCUCUACUGGACUGUCUGGGCGCUGGUAUUGUAUCUGAGGCAACGGCGUUCACAGGGUGCGCUUUCCUUUGCAGCUUUCGAGCUGAGGAAGGGCGAUGCGAGGUCUUCAGGAGGCCCUAAUGGUACUCUCUGCGACUAUUGAACCCUUCCGUACUAAAGCAUGAGAAGAGCGCGAAGCGAAAUGAUUGUAGGCAUACAAAAUUUCAUGGAUUGGCUUCUGCAAAACCCGCGCCGCACUAAAAGGCUCGGGGUGAACUGAUUCUCGGGAAUCAACAACAUGCUUGCGAAACACAGGCGUCACCGUUAUCCUAAAGCUGAAUCUUGUAC